AUGGAGCCGGAACUCGACCCGGCGGAGCCCCCGUCUGCUCCUUGGAGGGCCAUUGGCGAUGGACUCGCGAACGAGAACAGACAAUGGGUGCAUCAAGUGAACGCCAUUGACGCCCAGAGCAACCCAGCGGGUGUUGUUGCAUAUACGCCAACCGAGUCUUUUCAACAUCGCUACGCACGCAGGCUCGUCUCCAGGGCGUACCCGACUAGGAGGAGGACGCGGAGUUUGCCCUUGCCACACAGGUCUCUACAGCCUGGCCAGCGAGAUGUUCCGACCGCUCGCGACGUGCAAAACGAUCAACCACGACUUGAAUGGCUCCAGCGUGUUAAGAACAGUGGAGUCCAAAAGCUUCGUCAGGCGAAAGAUACCACGAUUGACAAGCUUCGUUGGAUCGGCGACCGCAUAGUACCCCUAGUCAACAGCCUUCGUCGCCGCAACGGUCGGAACACUUUCAUCGGCAUGGGCCUGGGGCUACUCAUCGCGCUCGCUUACGCCAACAGCAGAGCCGCCCAUCACAAGGCCCUACAGGCAACUCCCGCCUCGCUGUACAUCAGCAGCUUCAAAAGCUAUCCUACCUGGCUACACACAGAUCCGCUUCAGGUGAUUGGACUCCCAGCACAAGUUGAUCCGGCAUUCAUUCCAUCUCGCCGUACGAUUCAGAAGGCUUGCGGGAAAUACAAGAGCACGUGGCACACAGAUAAGAAAAACCGCAUCAGCCAGCGAGAUGCUUUGGCAAUUGUUCAUCGGGGAGAUUUAGCAUGUGACUUGUUGAUGCUGUACCAUGACAAUCAGUAUUGCGAAAAGACCCUCGACUCCUUGACCAAGUUCGACGUCGUUGGAGGAUACAAUGACAGUCUUAUCCUGCUACCUUUUCCCAGCGGCUUCUCCUCUGCCCCCGCCGGCGCUCCGCACUUUGCCAAACACUGUGCGUGCACGCUCGCCAAGUAUCUCCGCGCGUGGUCGUACCAGGUGCUGAUGCCUGUUGAUCUUCAGCCUGACCCGCCAAAAACACUGGAAGAGACGUGCCCGUGCACCCUCGACAUGGCCACGAAGAGCUGGAAAUCCUUUUCAUUCGACGCCAAGUCGCCACAGCCACCCUAUCUGGGCCGCAUCAAGAAGGACCUGUCCGUGUUCACCACUGACUGGCGCGUCUUGUGGUGGAGGGCAAAGGGCCUCAUAUUCUACGACGAUCGCAGCUUUGUAUCGACGAAAAUGGCUAUGGCCUGUGCGCAAGGCACGCAAGAGGGAUGUGAGAGGAUGGAAGGCUGGACUUCGGCCAGCGAUUUCCAUUUCGCACUGAAGCAAUGUCGUCGGACCGUCAGAUUUGAAGAAGGCAAAGACAUCAAGAUUGAACCGGAAGACGAUGAUAUCAUUGACGAGGCGGAAUGGAUUCAGGCCAUAGAGGAUGAGGAGAAGGAACAGAAGCAGGCCAGAUAUGAUGAGGAAGAGGAGGAGUUUUUGCGUGCGUGGGCAUCUAAUCAGACCAGUAAGAAGUGGUAUGAGGAGUAG
Molecule: messenger RNA, 1509 nt
Organism: Parastagonospora nodorum SN15
Lineage: Eukaryota; Fungi; Ascomycota; Dothideomycetes; Pleosporales; Phaeosphaeriaceae
Exons: 1
Coding region: 1-1509 (502 amino acids)
Source: RefSeq, a predicted model, not a curated record